CGACCCGCUCUCCCUAUCAUUCGACUUCCCACGAGCUUUCCAUCUUCAGACUUUUUACAUUCUUAACCACUAUUUUCUUCUCGUGGCAUCGGUCUCUUCUGUGAUGAGCCAAUUCCGUGCAGCGUCUUUAUUAUAAUCUCGCUUCACUCCGUCCGAGCAGCAUUUCUACCAUCGGCACUGUCAUCCAUUUCCACAUCUAUCUGCUCGAGUGCCUAGCGCUGCAGCAUCUUCCUCUUUCAACCAACUUGACCUCAGUCAACCAAUAUCCGCCUACCUCUCACUUCGUCAUGGCCGAUCUUUGGACCCACGAAUUCUGCCUGGGCUGCGACAAGCAGACCGAUGGCACAGCCUACUGCUCCGAGUCCUGCCGCCUGGCCGAUUUUGAGAAGACCUCUAUGUCCAGCUCUAUGCCUGGCAUUGAUACCUUGACGACAUCAUCCUGCUCCUCCUACUCUGGUACGGGGAAGCAGCAACAACCUGGCCGUUUCUACCUCAGCCCCGCCAUCGACUUUACCAAUCCUCAACCGUUCAGCACUACUCCCCCUGCCUCCCCCUCCGACAUCUCUUCAAGGAAGACAUCACCAACGACUUUGAACGGCCCUCGAACCUUAUCGACUUCGAGCUCCAACACCAGCCUCUGCUCGAUGCAGAGUUCCACAUCAUCCAACUCCGACAGCAGCCAGUUGCCUGAGAAGACCAGGCAAGAGCUUCAUGGCUACGCUGCUUCCUUUGACAACGUCAGGCUGCAGCGACGCCGCUCGUACUAAACCGGCGGAGAUUUUGCACGACCGAAACGACUACCAACGACAUUUAACAACACCCGAUAGAUCCUCCCCUCAACCUCAUUUUCUCUACUACGACGACAGACCACGCAACUCAACAUGACUCGACUUCUUCAUCUUCCGUUCGGGGUACGGCCACCGCACCACCGACACAUCUUGAUUAUCAUAUUUUCUUUGUCUGGGCUACUUGUAACAAAAUUAUGGGCAUCAUUUGGAGUAUCACAUCAUAAAAAAAGUUUUUGUACGGGGGAACGGCGUCAUCACCAUGAGAGUUUGGCAGCCACAGCUGACAGCUGACAACCUUCACCACUCAACGGCGCAGCUAUUGCCUUGCAUGGGCAGGUGUAUGGGGCGGCAUGAGAUCUGUAUCCUGAUACAUGUGUGAGGAGGGCUUCACAUCAGCAUCAUCCCCAGAAGUUUGUUUCUUUUUUUUUUUUUUUUUUUUUUUA
This is a messenger RNA of Sodiomyces alkalinus F11, 1231 nucleotides long. RefSeq lists its product as hypothetical. The transcript has a single exon. Bases 288 to 767 code for a protein of 159 amino acids. NCBI's taxonomy places the organism in Eukaryota, Fungi, Ascomycota, Sordariomycetes, Glomerellales, Plectosphaerellaceae. The record is from RefSeq and is a predicted model, not a curated record.